CGUAUCGGUCGGGGCCGCGGAGUGGCAGGCGCUGCCUCUGCCCACUCAGAAGAGUGCCGGCCUGGGGCCGGCCCGGCGGCGCCAUGGCCGGGACCAGCAGCCCCGAAGCCGUGAAGAAGCUGCUGGAAAACAUGCAGGGGGACCUGCGGGGCCUGAGCCUGGAGUGCCGGAAAAAAUUCCCCCCUGUCAAGGAGGCCGCUGAAUCAGGAAUAAUAAAAGUGAAAACAAUAGCUGCACAAAACACAGAUAUUUUGACAGCAUUGAAAGAGAACAGCUCAGAGGUGGUUCAACCUUUUCUGAUGGGUUGUGGAACAAAAGAACCAAAGAUCACUCAGCUAUGUCUAGCAGCCAUACAGAGGCUUAUGUCUCAUGAAGUUGUUUCAGAGGCUGCAGCAGGAAACAUAAUUAAUAUGCUUUGGCAAUUAAUGGAGAACAGUCUCGAAGAACUUAAAUUGCUCCAGACAGUUCUUGUACUUUUAACAACCAAUACAGUUGUGCAUGAUGAAGCGCUGUCCAAGGCAAUUGUACUUUGCUUUCGAUUGCACUUCACAAAAGAUAAUAUCACAAAUAACACUGCAGCAGCUACAGUUCGGCAGGUAGUUACUGUCGUGUUUGAGAGAGUAGUUGCUGAAGAUGAACGAUAUAAAGAUGCUGUUGACCAGCCAGCUGCAGUUCAAGGGAAUAGUAACAGAAGAUCUGUCAGCACACUGAAGCCAUGUGCUAAGGAUGCAUAUAUGCUUUUUCAGGAUCUUUGUCAGUUAGUUAAUGCUGAUGCUCCUUACUGGCUCGUGGGUAUGACAGAAAUGACGCGGACAUUUGGCCUUGAACUUCUUGAGUCGGUCCUCAAUGACUUUCCACAAGUGUUUUUACAACAUCAGGAAUUCAGUUUUCUUCUUAAAGAAAGGGUAUGCCCUCUUGUUAUAAAGCUCUUCUCCCCAAAUAUCAAAUUCAGGCAAGGUUCCACCACCUCAUCUUCCCCGGCACCAGUGGAAAAACCAUACUUUCCCAUCUGUAUGCGUUUACUGCGAGUAGUUUCUGUUUUGAUUAAGCAGUUUUACAGUUUGCUGGUAACAGAAUGUGAAAUAUUUCUGUCGUUGCUGGUUAAGUUUCUGGAUGCAGACAAACCACAGUGGCUACGAGCUGUUGCAGUAGAAUCUAUUCACAGGCUUUGUGUGCAGCCUCAACUAUUAAGGUGUUUUUGUCAGUCAUAUGAUAUGAAACAACAUUCCACUAAAGUUUUCCGUGAUAUUGUGAAUGCACUGGGGUCCUUUAUCCAGUCUCUAUUUCUUGUACCAAGCACAGGAAACACAUCAGCAGCACCAAACCAAACUGGAAGCAAUGCAUCAGGGAAUACUGGCUCAGCACAAGCUAACUCAGGAGUGCUUGGAAUGGGUGGAGGUGCAACUGUAUUACCUGCUUUUGAGUACAGAGGCACUUGGAUACCCAUCCUGAAUAUAACAGUACAAGGCAGUGCUAAAGCUACGUAUUUGGAGAUGCUGGACAAAGUCGAGCCACCUACAAUUCCUGAAGGCUAUGCAAUGUCAGUGGCAUUUCACUGUUUGCUGGAUCUUGUCCGUGGUAUCACUACCAUGAUCGAAGGAGAGUUGGGAGAGGCAGAAACUGUCAUUCAAACCUCAACAGAGGCAACUUCAUUACCAGCACAGUCUUCAGAGCAAGAUUUGCAGUCUGUUUCUGACCAAUCAGAGAAAGAACUAGGUAACAGAGCUGUCUGGGAAGAAAUGGUGAACGCUUGUUGGUGUGGUCUUCUGGCUGCUCUGUCCCUCCUACUUGAUGCAAGCACUGAUGAAGCUGCCACUGAAAACAUUCUAAAAGCAGAAUUGACCAUGGCUGCACUUUGUGGAAGACUGGGUCUUGUAACAUCAAGAGAUGCCUUUAUCACUGCCAUUUGCAAAGGAUCCUUGCCUCCUCACUAUGCCCUUACUGUAUUAAACAGCCCAACUGCAGCUCUGUCCAGCAAAUCAUAUUCCAUUCAGGGACAAAAUGUUCAAAUGAUUAGUCCCUCAAGUGAGUCUCACCAGCAAGUUGUAGCAGUAGGGCAACCCUUAGCUCUUCAGCCACAGGGAACAGUUAUGCUGACAUCAAAAAAUAUCCAGUGUAUGAGGACAUUACUCAACUUAGCUCACUUCCAUGGAGCUGUUCUUGGUACAUCAUGGCAACUUGUUCUGGCUACCCUUCAGCAUCUUGUGUGGGUUCUGGGACUGAAGCCUAGUGUUGGGGGUGCAUUAAAACCUGGAAGAGCUGUGGAAGGGCCAAGCACAGUUCUGACUACAGCAGUUAUGACUGAUCUGCCAUCUAUAUCCAGCAUGAUUUCAAAGCUUUUUGAAAACUCACAGUACCUUGACGAUGUGUCUUUACAUCACUUAAUAAAUGCCCUUUGCUCCUUGUCUCUGGAAGCCAUGGAUAUGGCCUAUGGAAACAAUAAGGAACCAUCACUUUUUGCUGUCGCUAAAUUACUGGAAACAGGACUAGUUAACAUGCGCAGGAUUGAGAUUCUUUGGAGACCUCUGACUGGUCAUCUUCUGGAGGUCUGUCAGCAUCCCAACUCUAGAAUGAGAGAAUGGGGAGCAGAAGCUUUAACUUGUCUCAUUAAAGUAGGACUGACAUUCAGACAUAAUCCUCCUUUAUCUCAAAAUCAGAGACUGCAGUUGCUUUUAUUGAAUCCACUAAAGGAGCUGUCAAACAUUAGUCAUCCUGAUAUCAGGAUCAAGCAAUUGGAGUGUGUACUACAGAUUUUACAGAGUCAGGGUGACAGCUUAGGACCUGGUUGGCCAUUGGUACUUGGAGUCAUGGGGGCAAUCCAAAGUGAUCAGGGAGAGUCCCUAAUACGGACUGCAUUCCAGUGUCUUCAGCUGGUUGUGACUGACUUCCUUCCUACAAUGCCAUGUACUUGUCUGCAGAUAGUUGUUGAAGUUGCAGGAAGCUUUGGACUUCACAACCAAGAGCUAAAUAUUAGCUUAACUUCAAUUGGUUUGCUGUGGAAUAUUUCAGAUUAUUUUUUCCAAAGAGGUGAAAUAAUUGAAAAGGAGCUAAACAAAGAAGAAGCAGUGUUGCAGAAACAGGCAGAAGAAAAGGGAGUGAUGCUGAACAGACCUUUUCAUCCUGCAUCACCAUUUGACUGUCUUUGGUUAUGCCUGUAUGCCAAACUUGGAGAACUGUGUGUGGAUCCCCGACCUGCAGUUAGAAAGAGCGCUGGGCAGACAUUGUUUUCUACUAUUGGUGCUCAUGGAACUUUACUGCAACAUUCAACAUGGCACACAGUAAUAUGGAAGGUCUUGUUUCACCUGUUGGAUAGGGUUCGAGAAUCUUCUACGACAGCUGACAAAGAGAAGAUUGAAUCAGGAGGAGGCAACAUUCUCAUUCAUCAUUCAAGGGACACAGCUGAGAAACAGUGGGCUGAGACAUGGGUAUUAACACUGGCUGGAGUUGCAAGAAUAUUUAACACCAGGAGAUACUUACUGCAGCCUCUAGGAGACUUUUCCCAAGCCUGGGAUGUUCUUCUUGAUCACAUCCAGUCAGCAGCACUUAGCAAAAAUAGUGAAGUUUCCUUGGCUGCUCUGAAAAGCUUCCAGGAGAUCCUACAAAUUGUUUCUCCUGUUCGAGACUCUGAGAAGCCUGAGACACCACCUGCAAUCAAUGUUUCUGUACCUUUGGUGGUAGGAUCAACUGCCACUAGUCUUGGCAGAUCAUUCAUGAGAACUGACUCCAUAGGAGAAAGAAUAGGAAGAUACAAUGGAUCUGAACCUCCUGUAAUAACAGAUGAGAUUGAAGAUUUAAAUCUUUGGUGGGCAGCCUGGAACAGCUGGUAUAGGAUUGGAUCAGAAAGUACAAGGCCUCCAAUUACUUGUGAUAAAUUGACUUUCAUUCCCAGUCAGCCUUUUCUUACAGCUUUAAUUCAGAUAUUCCCAGCUCUUUACCAACACAUCAAAACGGGUUUCAGCAUGGAUGAUCUCCAGAAGCUGGGUGUCAUUUUGCACGGUGCUGUUUCAGUUCCAAUCAGUUCAGAUGCUUCCCCUUUCAUCCUUCCAUCUUACACUGAAGCAGUUUUGACAAGUUUACAGGAAGCGGUGCUUACAGCUUUAGAUGUUUUACAAAAGGCUAUAUGUGUGGGCUCAGAAGGUAUGCAGAUAAUGUAUCCUGCAAUCUUUGACCAACUGCUGGCCUUUGUAGAAUUUUCCUGCAAGCCUCCACAGUAUGGACAGCUGGAAACCAAGCAUAUUGCAAAUGCUAAGUAUAAUCAGAUACAACUAUUUGCACCGGCAGAAUGGGUGGCAUUGAAUUACGUACCAUUUGCAGAAAGAUCAUUAGAAGUUGUGGUGGACUUAUACCAAAAGACAGCUUGCCAUAAAGCUGUGGUAACAGAGAAGGUUCUUCAGAACAUUAUUAAGACACUUAGAAUACCUCUCAGUCUGAAGUACUCCUGUCCUUCUGAAAGCACAUGGAAGCUAGCUGUGUCCUCUCUCCUUAAAGUUCUCUCCAUUGGACUACCUGUUGCAAGGCAGCAUGCAUCUUCUGGAAAAUUUGACAGUAUGUGGCCAGAGCUAGCUAAUACUUUUGAAGACUUUUUAUUCACAAAAAGUACACCUCCUGAUAAUCUCUCAAUUCAAGAAUUUCAGAAGAAUGAGAGUAUUGAUGUUGAGGUGGUGCAGCUUAUCAGCACAGAGAUACUGCCAUAUGCUAAUUUUAUUCCUAAGGAAUUUGUUGGCCAGAUAAUGACUAUGCUCAAUAAAGGCUCAAUACAUUCUCAGUCAUCCUCCUUUACAGAAGCUGAAAUAGAUAUUCGAAUGAGAGAGGAGUUUUCUAAGGUGUGUUUCGAAACACUGCUCCAGUUUUCAUUCAGUAAUAAAGUCACAACUCCUCAAGAAGGCUACAUCUCUAGAAUGGCACUUUCUGUGCUCUUGAAAAGGUCACAGGAUGUAUUGCAUCGUUACAUAGAAGAUGAGAGAUUGAGUGGCAGAUGUCCUCUUCCACGGCAGCAAGUAACAGAAAUCAUAUUUGUUUUAAAAGCUGUCAGUACUCUCAUAGAUUCACUUAAAAAGACUCAACCUGAAAAUGUUGAUGCUAGCACAUGGGCACAAGUUAUUGCCUUGUACCCGACUUUAGUAGAAUGUAUCACCUGCUCAUCCUCAGAAGUGUGCUCUGCUUUGAAGGAAGCACUGGUUCCCUUUAAGGACUUCAUGCACCCACCAGCAGCCAAGUAAUGGUUAAUCAAAACCAUCAGAAAUCUACUGCCAGUCUAUUGCUUGUGCAAUUGAUAUGAGUGACAAAGAUUGAAGAAGCUUGCCUAGAAAAAGUGGAACGAGAGAAAAUGGUGGUGUCAAACUGACUGGGCCUGAAGAAUUUCUUCCCGGUAUUUAAAGAAUUAAUCUGAGUAACCUCAGCAUUUUUAAGACGAUCUUUGUGAUUUCCUUGUGUCCUAUCAGAGAGUAACAUGCUAAAAACUGAGCCUUUUUUUCCUAAGCUCCUUAUUUAAGAAUUUAUGUCUUGAUUAUGAAACAAUUGAUAAAAAGGGUAAGAUUUACCUGUGUGUUUACCGUACUAACUACAGGAUUUCACUAGCAAGAUAUGAGACUAGUCAUUGCUUGAAUUUAUUAUCUAUGUUUAGAAGAACUCUCAAAUAAUCUUAUUUUUAUAAUCAGUUUGAUGAGCUUUUCUUUCUCCAUGUUAACACAUUUAUUUCCACUGGCAAUCCAGAUGCCUGCCUUAAGAACUUACUUUAUAAGUAAUCUCAUUUAUCAGCAGUAUAAGUUCUCUUUUCAGCUAAUAUGUAUUCUGUCUGGAAAGAAUAAGUUAAGUACAGCUACCAUAUUUUUCUUCAAUCAAAAAUAUUGUGAUACUGAAACAGAUUUAAAGGCAUUGGCCCCUUGGUCUGUUUUGUUUUCAGAAGAGAUUACCAAUAAUUAAAAAAGAAAGGAAAGGCCUUGGAAGUCAGGUAUCUGGCAUCUUCACAGUUUUGUUACUGAAGACCCUGAUCUUCAAACUGGAGUCAUUCCUUCUGCUCUCUGUGCACAAAAUAUCUGCCUUAGACUUGAGAUGAGUCUCCAGUGGUAUUUCCAAAGCUGAAGCUGCUUCAAGAUUGCAGAUGUUCAUGAGGCUGUGGUGGCUGGAAACUUGAAGCCUGUUAUCACUUGGUUUGAUGUUUUUAAUGUUAAUUAUUUCUUACUUAGAACAAUUAAAUUUGCCAAAAAAUUUAUGUUUUUGGCUUCCUUGCCAGAAGAUUCACACUUCUGUUCCCCAUCAUAUCACAGACCAAUGCCUGGUCAUGAAGGGCAGGGCUGAGAGAGAGGCUCCAUAGAAAAAUGGCAGCCAAAAUUGGAUUGCCACCAGGUCAGAGAGAGCACAGAGAGCAGUCUGGUUUCAAUCAAUCUCAGUCAUGAGAAAACAUGAAGGGGACAGGAAUAUUAAGUGCACAGUACUGCUGGGAUAUACAUGUACAAAGAGCUGGUUUCUGGAGUACAUCACGACUAUUAUUUGCAGAUCUAUGUACUGAACACCUGUUCAUGCCGCUGGGCUUGGCGAAGCAUUGUACGGUACCACCUUACCACUAAAAUGAGCUCCAGAAUCUACACAAAGUACUGCCCUAGAACAAAUGAGGAAAGAUAAACAUUUAUCUUAGAACAGAGUUAUUUAAAUUAUGUAUUUUCUAUCAAAAUACAAAAUUAAUAAUGUCUCUUAUGCUGGAUACACUAUACUGUAUUAAAAUUUUAAGCAGUUUUGUUGCCAGAGUCUCAAAGAGCAUGCACUGAAUUGAUGAAUGGAGCAGCAUGAGCCCCUCCCUCUUUAUAGAGUGGGAAGCAAGUUUUUGAAGUGGUAAGCUUUAGUCAGAUAGUAGUAGCUCUUUCUUGCAAUUUAAUAUCAAUUAAACCAACUCCAUUGAAGCAACUAGGUCAAACUUGGAAAUGGGUUAGGAAUUGAAAAAGUUCUGUGACGCAGUUCACCUUCGCCCACUCACGCUAGGGCAGCCCCGCUAGCUCCAAGGCAAGCCUGCACUGAGAGUGGCCCUUUCCCGGGAUUCUGGAAACCCAGGAUAAAGGUAGAGCCAAAAGCUCUCGCGGUGGCUACACCGGUCUGAGAGGAGGCAAAUAGUGCAGGAGAGUCCUUUUGUAAUUCCAAGGACAAGUUUAUUGGAGAGGGAUCAGGGAACAACUGGAAUCAGGGAGGAGGAACCACAAAAGG
Sturnus vulgaris (Common starling) is the source of this 7194-nucleotide messenger RNA. The record is from RefSeq and is a predicted model, not a curated record. Lineage: Eukaryota; Metazoa; Chordata; Aves; Passeriformes; Sturnidae.